CUACAUUCGGUAAAACCGCAAGAAGAGAAGGGGGAAAAGGGAUUUUAGCAGAAAACAGGGUUUGUACGGUAGCUAGCAACGACGAAUUGUUUUUGAAGACUGAAGAAGAAGAGGAAAAGAAAUGGGUAAAGGUAAUCCACAGAAAUCUGGUACCGGCGGCGACCUUCAUGCGGCGGCAAGGUCCGGCGAUCUCAUAUCAGUUCAGUCAAUUUUGAUUUCAAAUCCAUUGUCCGUCAAUUCCAGAGAUAAGCAUUCCAGAACACCACUACAUUUAGCAGCAUUUGCUGGGCAAACUGAGGUAGUCAGUUACCUCUGCAAGAACAAGGCUGAUGUUGGUGCUUCCGCUAUGGACGACAUGGCUGCAAUACAUUUUGCGGCACAAAAGGGUCAUUUAGAAGUUGUUAGGGCUCUGGUUUCGGCUGGUGCCUCUUUUAAAGCCGCUACUCGGAAAGGCAUGACACCAUUGCACUUUGCUUCUCAAGGUUCCCAUCUGGAGCUUGUCAAGUAUUUGGCUAAGAAAGGGGCGAGUCUCGGUGUUAAGACAAAGGCGGGAAAGACUCCGUUGGAUCUUGCUACCAAUGAUGAAGUACGCAAUUUUCUGGAGGGGUUUGUGAAUUCAGAUAAGAAUGGAGAAUCGAAAAAUGGAGAUAAAGCCGAAGAAUCCAAUCCAAAUGUAGCUGAAGAAUCUGAUCCGAAAGAAAGUGAAGAAUCUAGUCCAAAGGCAGCUGAAGAAUCUGACCCAAAGGCAUCCUCCUCUUUGGGAUCCAAAGGUGAUGAACCUCCUGCAGCUGCUGUUGAUGAAGAAGACGGAGAAAAAGAGAAGAGGAAGUUUAAUGAGAAUGAUGCAAUAGAAGACUCAUCAAAACCAAAAAAGGCAAGAGUUAAGCUAAGCCACCUUCAAAGCUCCGAUGAUGUCGAAGAAGAAGAAAGCUGAAAAAACCUGUAGGUUAGAGGCAUAAUAGAAUGAAAAUGUUGUUCUCAUAGCUUGUAAUAGUAUCUGAUUUAUAAUUUUAGUCCCUUUGUUGGGUUGGUAGGUUGGAACAUCUAUUGACAGUUUAAUGAGACCUUUUCUGAAUCAACAUAAUUUUAUCAUCAA
Vicia villosa (hairy vetch) is the source of this 1096-nucleotide messenger RNA. RefSeq lists its product as uncharacterized. Gene Ontology annotation, molecular function: protein binding. The record is from RefSeq and is a predicted model, not a curated record. Bases 122 to 934 code for a protein of 270 amino acids. The transcript has 2 exons. NCBI's taxonomy places the organism in Eukaryota, Viridiplantae, Streptophyta, Magnoliopsida, Fabales, Fabaceae.